This is a messenger RNA of Cladocopium goreaui, 3817 nucleotides long. Lineage: Eukaryota; Dinophyceae; Suessiales; Symbiodiniaceae. The record is from the annotation of a GenBank genome assembly.
UUCUUCUUGGACAUCCUUUCAUCUGUUUGCUGCCUUCUUCGCUGGUUUGGCAACUCUUAUUGCCUUUUUGGAGUUUUGCAUUGCCACCGACAUGCUGGACAAUCGUGUGGGAGAUCCGCCUCUUCAACCUGACGAAUCAUCUGAUUCUGACGAUCUCCAUGGAGCCCCACCUACACCUUGGAGUGGCGUGGUCCUCAACUUACUGCAAAACAUGACAGUCAAACAGAUGGUGAUCCAAUACUUUCACCUUGACGUUGACACUCCAGGGCUCGUUCGAGUUCUGAACGACUCGACGCCGAUUGACUGGCGUACAAUGAUCAUCGGCCUGGAGUGGCCGCGCAGACUUUUUGUCCAAGUUUCCAGCUACACUGAGUACCAGAGAUGCAUCCUGUAUUUUGGGCAGCUUGAACAUGCACCCAUCCUCACGCCCCAUGAACAACGUGCACAGGGCACUUUGCCCACAAGGGUUCAUAUUCAUUUUGUCUCGGUCUUCCGGGCGUUGCAGCAAUAUGACAAUUUGAUCACCGCACAAUCGGUGGUCAUUAACAGACUCGAAGAUCGGUUAGCUCGACUCGAACAAGCGGUUUCCACAGGGGUGACGCUCCACCUUCUGCCUCGAGGCAGAGGGCCCAGAACCGUCUCGAGUGAGACCGGUCAAGUCGUGCCUGACCUUUACGUAGAGGACGCAGAUCCUCGACACCUGCUUGAGACCUUGAGGCUCAGCAUGGACUCAGAAAGCACCUUGCCCGACGAAGGGACAGGACUGGAGCCCGAGACCGGGCUUUCGUGCGAAUCUGAACAGUUGGAUGACAGUUUGUGGGACACAACGCAACAGCCUGGUGACUUCGACCAUCUCGAAGAGAUGCACGACAUUGACUUCCCGGAUGCCGAGGGCCAGACAGACAUGGGACACAAUGGAGACACCCUCACCGACGUGGAACGGGCGACACUUGAUUCAAUGGUUCACCAGGCCAUGUUGAGCGCGAGCCUCACUGAUGGACUCUCACUUCCAUGGGAGUCUGGAGUAAUGGCCACCAUCUUCGGAGACGCGCCUUUGGUGGCAGUUCCACAGCUGCCCAAGGUGGCACACACCCUGGAUCACUCCGAGAUGCCUCCAGACAGUCCACAAGGACAGAUGGGUUCACGCGUCAAGAAAGCCAAGACUGAUGCUCCCACAAGCCGCUUGUACGAGAGGGCAAUCUCCUUCAAGAACACCUUCUCCAAUCUGGAGCUGGAUCAGGCAAAGUGGAACAGAGCAUUGGAAAAGUUGUAUGCAGUCAUGGUCUCUGGACCCAAAAGCAAACCUGAUGGCAUGAAUUUCAUUGAGGGCGAGAUGGAAAGAAACCUGCAUCAGAUCCGCCUCCUUUGUGGAUCACGUAGUCCAAACACCAUCUCGAAGCGAGCCCAUAGCCUGCUUCAGUUCUGCACCUGGCACAAAGGGUACUACUACAAGAAGCACCCUGUCCCUUUUGAACAGGACGCAGUAGCAGACUACGUGUGGGAAAGACACCAAGACGGAGUGUCAUACAGCAGCCUCAUGUCCUUCAUAGAAGCUGUGAACUUCGGGACCUACAUCCUAGGCCUGCCAGUUGCAAAUCCAGAUGUGCCAGUUGUGUCAGCAUUCGUGAAAGGCGUCCUCGACAAGCAAGCCCUCUCGAGGCCGAAAAGAAAGCAAGCUCGUCCCCUCACAGUAUCGGAGGUCAUCUUCCUCGAAUCCAUCGUCAAAGACCCCGCGGCCGACCACUUUGACAGAUUUGCUGCGGGCGCUUUCCUUUUUGCUCUGUUCGGAAGGUGUCGAUGGUCAGACCUGAGACAUGUCAGCCACUUCAUCUUAGAUGUGAACUGCGUGGACGGGAAAACCAUCGGAUACAUGGAAUUUUCGACCUUCUCGCACAAGACUGCUGCUCAAGUAGCGCGACAUGGGUUACCUUUGCCAUUGGUAGCUCCGAUAUGGGGUUUAACUCACCCGUGCUGGGCCCUUGAAUGGAACAAGGUUGCGAAAGAAGUCGGCCUCGCCUUUGAAGAUGCUUUCAGGGGCCCCGUUCUGCCGGCGCCUGACAAAGCUGGGAAUUGGAGCAAGAGAAGCGUUUCUGCCUCCGAAGCCACGAAGUGGCUCGGUGAGCUUCUCAAACAAAACAACUCCAGCCUGGACGAAGUGUCAUCACACAGUCUCAAAUGUACUGUGCUCUCCUGGCUGGCCAAAGCCGGAACCGAGCCGCACCACAGACUAGUGCUCGGACACCACAGCACCCAGAAAGGGUCGUUAGAGACAUACUCCAGGGAUAUGCUGGCAGCACCCCUCAGAGCAUUGGAGGACGUUUUACGUCGCAUACGAGUCGGUGCCUUACACCCCGACUUAACACGGUCAGGACACAUCCAGGAACCUACAAGGCCUGACUGUGCCGUCGCAGAUGGAGAUGCACAAGCCGCUGCUGGGAGUUCCUCAUCUGACAGUGAAAGUUCAUCUUCUUCGAGCUCAAGUGAAUCGGACUCAGAAGGGGAGCUUGAACAACAACUGCAAGCAGUUGGGGGCGAUGACCCUCAUGUCAAGCAUGAGUCAUUUGCAGCCUUUGAAAGAAAGUUGUCAGCCAAGUGCUCCAGCAAGACAGCCCAUGAACUUUUUGCAAUGGAAGUUUUUGCAGGCACCAGUCGCCUCACAGCCUGCUUGCGGCAGCUCGGUUUGCGUGCUAAAGUUGCUGCCGCCAAUGCACUGUAUGAAAUAACGCAGAGAUUGUGUCGCCUGUGCCAUUCAACCGGCGUCAUGUAUACCGUAGAGAAUCCAGCCCGAAGCUUCAUGUGGGAUACCACUCCUUUUUCCAAGUUCCUGCAUGACGUGCCACAUUACCGCACGUUCUUCCACCACUGCAUGUACGGGUCGGCCAGACGUAAACACACGUGUUUGGUUCACAACAUUGCAGCGGUCCAAGACAUGGAACUGCUUUGCACCAAUGAUCAUGCUCAUGAGCAGUGGGGACACAGUGGUACAGGUUGGGCCACGGCUCAGGAGACUGCCUAUCCGUGGCCUUUAAGUAGGCGCCUCGCUGCCCUUGUAGCCUUGCACUUACAGCAACAUGGCGUUGUCUGCCCAACUCCUUCCUUUGCCAAACAGGCCAGUCAAUUAGACAGCAUUCGCCAACACACGCAUGUGCAGACUGCAGCCAAUGGUUUACCGUGGGUCAGUGAAUUUGCCAACAUCACCCAAAUCCCUGCCGAUCAACCUGUACCACCCAAUUCCAGACUCCUGACCACUCCACCCAUGGGGGAUAUCGCGAGGGCAGGGUACAAAACAAUCGGCAUCCACAGAAAGCCAGAAGAGUUUGUGGAACAAGCAAUAGCUGCGGGACAUCCUGGAUUGAGUGCAGACGAGUUGCCAGGACCUAUGAAGGAUGCGACAGAGUUUAUGGAAAACCACACGCAUCAAGAAGUUGCUCAAUACAGAUCUGAAGUUUUGCGAAAAAUGAUCCACAGGGCCUCACAGCUUUCGAACGAAGAGCGUCUGCUCAAGCAGCGCAUGUCCAGUAGACGUAGGGGAGUCCUUGAGAACAAACGUUUGCUUCUCUUCAGGGAAUUGCUUAGCGAAGCAGGAUCCAAAGACUCCAACCUUGUGGAUGACAUAUGCAAUGGAUUCGAUUUGACCGGGUUCCGAAACUGCUUGAAGGACCUGAACUGUCAUGUGACCAGGGGGCUCCGCACUAUUACUGACGAGCUUGCGGCCUCGUUGUCCCUCUUGGCAGAACUCCUGGCGGUGAACCCACCGAGGAUCAAGAGAUCUGAUCAGCAAACUUUGAUCUUCGAGUUGGAAGGCUUAGCCAUUGCG